UCUAGCUUUAAGAUACCUCAAACCACAAGAUAUAAAAUAUUUGGAUCGUCAUAUGCUCUUGCUCUGAUCAAAUAAGUGUAUCAUUUUUGGACUAAAAUUACCUAUAAAUGGGUAUAUUUCCUGGGUUUGGUGCCUGGAUCAACCUGAACACGCAACAAGCUCCAAAGGCCGAGUCCAAGAAAUCUAAGAAUGUAAAAUCAAAGCCAGGGUCGGAGAUAAAUACCAAUGCGGAGAGCGAAGAAACGAAGAGGCAAUUAAAGUUGUGGAGAGCUGAAGAGAAGAAAUUCCCAUGGCAGCGAGAUUAUCCUCCUAAGGUGAAGGUGUCCAAAACGAGUAUAGGUGAAACCCAUUUGGAGAUGGCAUUUUCAAUAGGAUUGCCUCCUGAGACAGUCUUCGAUAUUGUAACUAGUCACGACAACCAAACAUAUUCUUACUUCAAACAAAUGAAAAGGCGCAAAAUCCUGGAUGUCAAAUCAAGCAAGGUUCUUAGGGAUAAUGGAAGGGAUGAGAAAGUCGUGGUAGUUAAAAAAUCUGCGCCCUGGAAGUUUCUUUGGUGGGAUGGAAAAAUGCCAAUAGAACUAAUUUUCAAUGAGAACCGAAAAGAUCUCCUCACAUUAUUUAGGAUUCCGAGAGAGGAUGUAAUGAACAUGGAACGGUUACUGGGUCAGUUGCAAAUAAAGCCAUGGUACAUAGAUAGUGAUAAAUAUUGCACGGCUAGGGAACCGAAAAGCGCAGAAGAAUACCGAAAAUGUUCAGGCGGAAAAGGAUUACUUGGGUCGAAACUGAAGCUGGACAUGGUUUAUAUCCCCAUGCAACCUCUUGAUAUGCCGCCGUUUUCUUGGUACAUCCGUCGGGUCACCACCAAAAGCACUAAGAGUUUAAUGGAAGAUCUUCAGAUUCGAGGCGCCGUUCUCCGAAGUAUUUGAGACUUUCACUUCCGGUAUUGGCACGUUAUAUCAUGUUGACAAAAAAAAAUGCAAACACCAAACGGGUCACUUUAUCUAGAUACAAACCUUGGAGUGCUGAUUGUCAAAACCUUUAUUUAAUGAAUAGCAACAGUACAAAAUAAACUCAGUUGUGUACUUUAUAGAAAACCUUAAUCGUUGGUGUCUCCCAUAUAUUUCUAAUAUAAACCUUACUACACAUGAUUUCU
Molecule: messenger RNA, 1153 nt
Organism: Brassica oleracea var. oleracea
Lineage: Eukaryota; Viridiplantae; Streptophyta; Magnoliopsida; Brassicales; Brassicaceae
Exons: 5
Coding region: 108-926 (272 amino acids)
Source: RefSeq, a predicted model, not a curated record